This is a messenger RNA of Diospyros lotus (date-plum), 1580 nucleotides long. Its product is annotated as COP9 signalosome complex subunit 5a-like. Gene Ontology annotation, biological process: protein deneddylation. The record is from RefSeq and is a predicted model, not a curated record. Gene Ontology annotation, molecular function: deNEDDylase activity; metallopeptidase activity; protein binding. Gene Ontology annotation, cellular component: COP9 signalosome; cytoplasm. Bases 73 to 1161 code for a protein of 362 amino acids. Lineage: Eukaryota; Viridiplantae; Streptophyta; Magnoliopsida; Ericales; Ebenaceae. The transcript is spliced from 6 exons.
UAUUUCCUAGGUUUUUAGAAGUUUUAAGCACACUCCACUUCUCCCCCAAAUCGACCAGUCCGUCCGAUUGCCAUGGAGCCCUACCCGUUCUCUUCGUCGGCGGCCAUGGCGCAACAGACCUGGGAGCUCGAGAACAACAUCACCACCAUGGAGACUCCGUCGUCCUCGGCGGACUCCGACGCCAUCUUCCACUACGAGGAGGCGGCCCAGGCCAAGUUCCAGCAGGAGAAGCCCUGGGCCACCGACCCCCACUACUUUAAGCGCGUCAAGAUCUCCGCCCUCGCUCUCCUCAAGAUGGUCGUCCAUGCCCGCUCCGGUGGCACCAUCGAGGUCAUGGGCCUCAUGCAGGGCAAGACCGACGGCGAUGCCAUCAUCGUUAUUGACGCCUUCGCCUUGCCCGUCGAAGGUACCGAGACUAGGGUCAAUGCUCAGGCCGAUGCUUACGAGUACAUGGUUGAUUAUUCCCAGACUAACAAGCAGGUGGGGAGGUUGGAGAAUGUGGUUGGUUGGUACCAUUCUCAUCCUGGUUAUGGAUGUUGGCUUUCUGGUAUUGAUGUCUCUACACAAAUGCUCAAUCAACAAUUUCAAGAGCCGUUUUUGGCAGUUGUUAUUGAUCCGACAAGGACUGUGUCAGCUGGAAAAGUAGAGAUUGGAGCAUUCAGAACAUACCCAGAAGGAUACAAGCCACCAGAUGAACCUGUUUCUGAGUAUCAGACCAUCCCACUAAACAAGAUUGAAGACUUUGGUGUACACUGUAAACAGUACUAUUCAUUGGAUAUCACAUAUUUCAAGUCAUCACUUGAUAGCCACCUCUUGGAUCUGCUAUGGAAUAAAUACUGGGUUAAUACUCUUUCCUCGUCACCUUUGCUUGGGAACAAAGACUACAUUGCAGGACAAAUUUCUGAUCUAGCUGAGAAGCUGGAGCAAGCUGAAAAUCAAUUGGCUCACUCUCGCUUUGGACCCUUAAUAGCACCCCCUCAAAAGAAGAAAGAGGAAGAAUCUCAACUUGCUAAGAUUACUCGAGAUAGUGCAAAGAUAACAGUUGAGCAGGUCCAUGGCCUAAUGUCACAGGUCAUCAAGGAUAUACUGUUCAACUCAGUUCGUCAGGUAAGCAGGUCUCAACCGGAAGUAUCUGACCCUGAACCCAUGGUUGAAAGCUGAUGGAGUUGUUAGGUUUGGGAAAUUUCGAAUAUUUUAACAAGUUUAUUGUCUAAUUGUAAGCGGAUUCUCACAUAAAUUUUGCAAUUAAACCGUUGCGUUGGUGUAAAUCCUUAUGUUCUUUGAGUUUAUAUAUUGGGAAUGAGGGUGGGUGGCUUCCUUUUUUGAUUAUGGCAAAGGGAGUCUACUAGAUGGUGUGGUUCCAUGUGAGCCUAGAAAUUUAGGAAUUGUCAUUUAAUCUUCUUCAUUUAAUGCUUAUGCAGAUUCAGGGAUGGUACGAUUUAGUUUACUCGUGUGUGGAAGAUUUUGUGUGUACUGCCACUGCCACUGCCACUGUUUGUUAUACUUGUACACAGACAGAGAGGCAUAUCACAUUCUCUUGAAUCUCUUCUGAGUAAAAGCUAACUUGGGAAUUUCUUUUA